CGUACAAAUUAUGGAAAGACAAAUAGAAAUUGUGUAAUUUGUUACAAGUUGGGCCUAUAUAUCAUUAUGUGGGCUUGUAGCAAGUUCAACUCUGAACGGAGGAACACAAGUUUUAUGGUGUUCCGAGUCGCAUGCAAUAGCUCCCCGUCCUCACUCUCUGCCGGCGGAUAAGGAUAGAAAGCUUCCCAUUCUUCAAGCUCUCUCGCCGGGAAAACGCCAUGUCUAUCGCUUCUCUCCGCCUGGCGCCGCCGCUCUCCGCCACCACCAAAUCCCCCGCGGAACUCCACUCCUCCUUCCUCAUCCGCCGCCCUCUCAUUGUUCCCAAACCCCUCAAAUCACAGUCACUCCGCCUAUUACACUCUCCAAUCAAGUCCUCCAUGGAGGCCGGCGUGGGCGUAAUGGGGACGAAACUCGGAAUGAUGAGUUUCUUCGAGCCGUCCGGCACGGUCGUUCCCGUCACCGUCAUCGGAUUCCGCGAGGGGAACAUCGUUACUCAGGUUAAGACCGAUUCCACCGACGGAUACAAUUCCGUUCAAGUAGGUUACCGCCGCGUCCGGGACCGGAAGCUCACCAAGCCUGAAAUGGGACACCUUCAGAAAUCCGGCAUAAUUCCUUUGCGCCAUUUGCAGGAGUUCCGGCUCCCGUCCGUAGCGGGCUUCGAGCCGAACCAGAAGCUGGUGUUCAGUGAGAUCUUCAAGGAAGGUGACAUAGUUGAUGUUUCUGGCACCACUAUUGGGAAAGGGUUUCAAGGUGGAAUCAAAAGGCACCAUUUCAGGAGAGGUCCGAUGACACAUGGAUCAAAGAGCCAUAGACAGCUAGGUUCAAUAGGGGCAGGGACGACCCCCGGGCGUGUUUACCCUGGCAAGAAAAUGCCGGGAAGAAUGGGUGGGACAAAGAGAAAGAUACGGAAGUUGAAGGUCGUCAAGAUUGAUGAUGAGCUCCGGAUUGUGCUGAUCAAAGGUGCUGUUCCUGGUAAGCCGGGAAAUCUUCUCAGAAUCGCUCCAGCAAAGAUUGUAGGGGAAAACAUCCCAAAGAGCUAAGCCGCCCCCUUUUCUGCUACUUACCCAUUCCCUUUACUCUGUAAUUUGUUGUAAUAUAUUCUUUUAAUUGAUGAAUACAAGCAGUGUUUUCAUGUUUGUUUUUGGGCCAGUAUUUUUCAUAUCACCAUUUUGGCUGUAAGCAUCUCAUCAGACAGGAUUUUUAAGAAUUUCUAUGUCCAAAACAUAAUAUUCUCGUUAUGUUCUACUACAAUUAAAGUUCAUUCACGAU
Molecule: messenger RNA, 1269 nt
Organism: Cuscuta campestris
Lineage: Eukaryota; Viridiplantae; Streptophyta; Magnoliopsida; Solanales; Convolvulaceae
Source: the annotation of a GenBank genome assembly